UGAGAUUGAUGAAUCGAGAGUUGAAUUGCAACAAUUGAACAAUGGCGUCACAAGCUUCAAGCAGCGCCGAGCCGGCAUUCGAUCCCAAGUCCUCCUCGGACUACCUCCAGUUCCCGUGUCUUCCUCCGGGGGGUGCGUUGAAUCGCUGGUCGCGACGGAUUACCAAGGACCAUGACUUUCCUGGAGCACAGGCCAUGCUGUACGGCGCAGGUGUGCCGGAUAAGGAGACGAUGAAGACGGCGCCGCAGGUGGGCAUUGCGAGUGUUUGGUGGGAGGGAAAUCCAUGCAACACACAUUUGCUCGAAUUCGGCCAAAUCGUCAAGCGAGCUGUCGAAAAGCAGGGCAUGCUCGGCUGGCAGUUCAACACCGUCGGUGUCUCUGACGCCAUCACCAUGGGCGGCGACGGCAUGCGAUUCUCCCUUCAGACCCGUGAGAUUAUUGCCGACUCUAUCGAAUCUGUCACCUGUGCCCAGCACCACGAUGCGAAUAUCUCGAUUCCGGGAUGUGAUAAGAAUAUGCCCGGUGUCGUCAUGGCUGCUGCGCGCCACAACAGGCCGUUCAUCAUGAUCUAUGGAGGAACCAUUCGCAAGGGCCACUCCAACCUACUGGAGAGGCAGAUCAACAUCUCCAGCUGCUACGAGGCUUCCGGUGCCUACCACUACGGCUCCCUCAAGGCCAAGACCAACCCCGAUGCCCCUGGACGCACCAGCUCGGACGUCAUGGACGAUAUUGAGCGUCACGCUUGUCCUGGAGCUGGAGCCUGUGGCGGCAUGUACACUGCCAACACCAUGGCCACGGCCAUUGAAGCCAUGGGCCUGACCCUGCCCGGCUCAUCCUCAUAUCCUGCCGUUUCGCCUGAGAAGUCGCGUGAGUGCGAGCGUGCCGCGGAAGUCAUCAAGGUUACCAUGGAGAAGGAUAUCCGCCCACGCGAUCUCAUGACCCGUGCUGCCUUUGAAAACGCCCUUGUGCUGACCAUGAUUCUGGGUGGCUCGACAAACGGCGUGCUGCACUUCCUGGCCAUGGCAAACACGGCCGACGUGCCCCUGACCAUCGACGACAUCCAGCGCACCAGCGACCGCACACCUUUCUUGGCUGAUAUUGCACCUAGCGGAAAGUACCUCAUGGAGGACUUGUACAAGGUUGGCGGUACUCCCUCAGUACUCAAGAUGCUUAUCGCAAAGGGCCUCAUCGACGGAUCCAUCAUGACCGUCACCGGCAAGACGCUCGCCGAGAACGUCGCCGACUGGCCUUCUCUCGACCCCGGCCAGCAAAUCAUCCGCCCCCUGGAAGACCCCAUCAAGUCCAGCGGCCACAUCCGCAUUCUCAAGGGCAACUUUGCCCCUGGCGGCGCCGUCGCUAAAAUCACCGGCAAGGAGGGCCUCUCGUUCACCGGAAAGGCCCGCGUCUUCAACAAAGAGCACGAGCUCGACGCUGCGCUGAUUGCGGGCCAGAUCCGCCGCGAGGACGGCAACCUGGUACUCAUUGUGCGGUACGAAGGACCCAAGGGCGGACCGGGCAUGCCGGAGCAGCUGCGGGCCUCGGCUAUUAUCAUGGGUGCGGGAUUGAGCAAUGUUGCGCUCGUGACGGAUGGUCGGUAUAGCGGUGCUUCUCACGGAUUCAUCGUAGGCCACGUUGUUCCUGAAGCGGCGGUGGGAGGACCGAUUGCGCUGGUCAAGGACGGAGACGAGGUGACGAUUGACGCCGUCACCAACAGAAUCGAUGUUGCUAUUUCAGACGAGGAGAUGGAGGACAGAAGGAAGAAGUGGACACCGCCUGAGCUGCCGGUCAAGAGAGGAGUGUUGGCAAAGUAUGCUCGACUGGUGGGAGAUGCGAGCCACGGAGCUGUGACGGACGGAUGGUGAAGAUGCCAUUUGUCGAUUCUCUCAUGAUGGAAUGAAUACAAUGAUAAAUCGU
Molecule: messenger RNA, 1914 nt
Organism: Trichoderma virens Gv29-8
Lineage: Eukaryota; Fungi; Ascomycota; Sordariomycetes; Hypocreales; Hypocreaceae
Exons: 6
Coding region: 42-1862 (606 amino acids)
Biological process (GO): branched-chain amino acid biosynthetic process
Cellular component (GO): mitochondrion
Molecular function (GO): dihydroxy-acid dehydratase activity
Source: RefSeq, a predicted model, not a curated record